Messenger RNA from Mycosarcoma maydis (corn smut), 1626 nucleotides. RefSeq lists its product as uncharacterized. The record is from RefSeq and is a predicted model, not a curated record. Bases 1 to 1626 code for a protein of 541 amino acids. NCBI's taxonomy places the organism in Eukaryota, Fungi, Basidiomycota, Ustilaginomycetes, Ustilaginales. The transcript is spliced from 2 exons. Gene Ontology annotation, molecular function: heme binding; oxidoreductase activity, acting on paired donors, with incorporation or reduction of molecular oxygen; monooxygenase activity.
AUGAUCUCACUCGUGCAGCACAGCUUCGACUUUUUCGAAACGAGAUUGGGUCUGGCUGUCGGCUUCAUCAUCACCCUUGCGCUUGUUUAUCGUGACCGAGCGGUGUUCGUGGCCAAAUGUGACCAUAUCAAGGGUCCACCAGGACUUCCUCUGCUUGGAAACACACUUCAAGUUUUCAAGGAAGCCGCAGAUCCACUCCAAGCAAUGCUAUCUAGAUCUGCCGUGUAUGGGCUCCCAAACACGAUGACUGUCCUUGGUAUGGGCCGAGCCAUCAACAUCACACGUCCAGACUGGAUACAGCACGUCCAGAAGACCAAUUUCAGCAACUACGUCAAAGGGCCCAAGUUGCACACCUGCUUGAAAGACUUGCUUGGCGAUGGUAUCUUCAACGCAGACGGCCACAGUUGGAAGGCGCAGCGCAAGGUUGGCUCCAAUAUUAUGACAAUGUCCAAUCUUAAGAACCUAGUCGCGGGGGUCCUCGAUGCACAGUCCCAACGCUUCUCUGAUCUGCUGCAGCAGGCAGCUAAGCAAGGGACCCCGAUCGACCUUCAGAAAGCCUACUUCGAUUUCACCAUCCAGACUUUCCUCAGAAUCGCUUUCAGCACGGAUCUGGAGACAGUUCAAUCGACCAGAAUCGCGACUCGAUCUGAACAGCAGAAAGCUGCCCAACACCUCUCUUUUGCCGACGCAUUCGACUUGGCCCAGCGACUGACUGUACGGCGCAUCAAUCGACCAUGGUGGAAGCUCACCCGCCGGUGGGAACCCAGCGAGAAGAAGCUCGAACACGCGAUUCGCACAAUUGAUCGGUACUUGUACCCGCUCAUCGAGCGACGGAGUCAGAACAAGUCGAAAGCGGACAAGAGGCACGCAGACCUCUUAGACUUGUUCCUCUCGUACCGCGACGACCAGGAUCAGCCUCUCACGCCCAAACAGCUUCGGGACGCUUUGCUCAACUACCUUCUCGCUGGUCGCGACACAACCGCCGAGAGUCUUUCUUGGGCUUCUUUCGAGCUUCUGCGCCAUCCCGAGGUAGUACACGACCUACGCCAAGAGCUCAUGUCACACUCUAUCUGGUUUGACCCUCACCAAAAAAUUGAUGACGACGAUGCAGAACAGCGUUCGAGUUCGUUUGAGCUGUCACACACAAAGCAGCUUCACCACGUUCGAUCCAUCUACCACGAAUCGCUUCGUCUCCAUCCCUCGGUCCCACGAUCAUCCAAGAUCGCGCUCCAGGACGACGUGCUGCCUGGUGGCGUUGUGGUACCAAAAGACACCACGGUCAUCUGGUCAGACUGGCUGCUGGCCAGGAACAAGAGCGUCUGGGGUGACGAUGCCGAUGAAUGGAAGCCGCGUCGAUGGCUGAACGCUGAAGGCGAGUUCAUAAAUGAAAGCCCGUGGAAGUUUCACGCUUUCAAUGGCGGCCCGAGAACCUGCCUUGGUAUCCAGCUUGCCCAGUUUCAGGGCAUGUACAUGCUUUCCAGGAUCUUCAGCGACUUUGAUCUGGAGCUCGAGUCGGAUCGUGGACUGCAUUUCGAGCCUGAGGUCGAAAACACGCUGACCUUACCCAUGAAGCAUCCCUUGAUGGUAAGGGUGUAUACUCGUGCUAAGACGAGCAGAGCCCCCUAA